GCAAGAGAAGAAUGCACGAACCAAAAUCACAGGAAAAGACGAAAACAGUUGACACAUUAUCAGUCAGCCAAUAGUACAGGAACUAUCAGAUGACGACAUAACAGCACCAAAGACUGCUACAGGUUCGCCCUCUCAGUAGUAUCCUCACUGGGUCCCUUACGAGUUGUGUUCGCUACAGCAUCCUCUCAUGGUAGACCUACAGAAAAGGAAACAGAAAUUUAUCCGGAUAGAUCGAUGAACACCAUUCUUUGAAAAGAGACAGACUUACGUAAUACUCAGAUACUUUGCCUAGAAACAAGAAGCAGUUGCCUUGCACCAGCCAGCCCGGCGCCAUGAGCAGGCCCUUCCCGCUCAGCAUAGAGCCCCUGGACGCGGCGACGCAGGCGGAGGUCGAGAAGAGGUUCCUCGGAUGUCGCUUCGGCCUCGUCAGGGUUAAGGAAACAGGCUUUCUUAUGCCUGCUCAAUAUGCCAAGUAUGCCGAGAAGUAUUAUAACUUCAGAUUCCUCGAGGACGACGUGGUGAUCAUGACCCACCCGAAGUGCGGGACGACGUGGAUGCAGGAGAUCGUGUGGACCAUGAGGAGCGGCCUCGACUUCGACACCCCGCUGGAGCUCGGAGUUCGAUCUCCCUUUUUGGAGUUUGAUUCGCUUGAAAAUCCAGAACUAGAGCCUCUUAAGGAAUGGGCGGAAGAGUUCAGGGCGAGGAACCCCGGCAAAGAUCCCAAAGAGGAAGGCUUGUACCUCUUUUUGGCUGACAGUUCGUCGUCACCUCGAACCAUCAAAACCCACUUGCCCUUUUCGCUUCUCAAUCCUUCUCUCCUUGAUACGUCUAAGGUGGUGUACGUAGCGAGGAACCCAAGAGACGCGAGUGUCAGUUAUUUCCAUCAUCAGCGGCUUGUCAUGGUCUCGGAAUUCUUAGGCGAUUUCCCCGAGUUUUUCGACUACUUCACUAAAGAUCUCGUUACACAGGGACCCUUCUGGAAGCACGUCGCGGAGGGCUGGGAGAAGAGGGACCACCCGAACGUUCUCUUCAUCUUCUACGAGGACCUGAAAGAGGACAUCCUGCGGGAGAUGCGCCGUCUCAACGCCUUCUUGGGGACGGGGUACACAGACGAGCAGCUCCUGAAGGUCGCCGAACACACCAAGUUCUCCAACAUGAAGGCCCGCUCAACGACCAACCCCACUGAGGCGGCUGUGAAGGUCGGUCGGUUCAAGGCGGGCGAGGGGGAGUUCGUCAGGAAAGGUUGGCACGCUUCGUAUGUCUGCUUCGUUUGGUGUGAUUAGUCUGUCUUUCUUGUUUUGCUGGUAAUGAUGCAUAUAUGGGUACUUGUAUUGAAACUGACAUUUUUAUUUUCAUAUCCGCAUAAGUCACAUUGUGUUUAUGAUAUCUAAUUAAUUCUUUUACAUGAAAUUCCUUUAUUUAUUCACAUUGUUCUACUGAUUCGACUACCUGCCUUCCGUGCUUUGUUUUCCUUAUUUCACAAAGCUCCCAGUCAACCUACGCAAGAUUUAUUCUACAAGAAAAAUACUUUCCGGAGUAAUGCAUGUUCACUAGAUGUCUCUAGAUAGUUCAAAAACAUACUUUACGUUGACGAAUUUUCUCUAUCAAAGGCAGAAUUGACCAUUUUAUUCCUAAUGUAACAGGACUUUAUUGCAUUAAAGACAGUAACAUCUUUACAUAUUUUUUUUAUGAUGCGAACAAAGAAGAAGUAUACAAAACAAUUUCCACUUUCUUUUACAAUUAUGUUGCUGUAAAAUGUGCAUUCUCUUUACAUUAAGCAAGAGAGUGAUUGCACAAGUCUAGGUGCAAGUGGCCUAUUGUCUGAGAUUUUGUUUUA
Molecule: messenger RNA, 1837 nt
Organism: Penaeus chinensis
Lineage: Eukaryota; Metazoa; Arthropoda; Malacostraca; Decapoda; Penaeidae
Product: sulfotransferase 1A1-like
Exons: 6
Coding region: 333-1283 (316 amino acids)
Biological process (GO): sulfation
Cellular component (GO): cytoplasm
Molecular function (GO): sulfotransferase activity
Source: RefSeq, a predicted model, not a curated record